This is a messenger RNA of Eutrema salsugineum, 1683 nucleotides long. RefSeq lists its product as uncharacterized. The record is from RefSeq and is a predicted model, not a curated record. The annotation marks the transcript as partial. The transcript has 2 exons. NCBI's taxonomy places the organism in Eukaryota, Viridiplantae, Streptophyta, Magnoliopsida, Brassicales, Brassicaceae.
AUGGUCGAAUUCAUUGAUGGUCUCAAAGAUCGAAUUGCUAGAAAGGUCGAGAGGCAUACUUACCAUGAUUUGGAGGAUGUGUUACAUCAUGCCGUGCAAGCUGAGCAACACAUUAAGAGGAAGAACACUUCUACAAACCGGAGCAAAACAACUUGGACACCACAACCUCAGCGAGCUCUUGACAAUGGCAAAGCUGUCGAAGUGGAUAACCAAUUCCACAAGUCCACUCCUGAAACUUCCAAAGCCAACAGACCCGAGGUAAGUAAAGCUUCCACACAACGAGCUAGAGAUAUAACUUGUUUCAAAUGCCAGGGCAAAGGACAUUAUGCGAGGGAGUUUCCAAACCAAAGAGUGAUGAUCCUCAAGUCUAAUGGUGAGUAUGAAUCACAAGACGAAGGAGAGGAAGCCGAAGACACUGAUGAGGACAUAGUCGACUACCUUGACCAAGGAGAGCUCUUAGUAGUGAGGCAAGCACGUAGUGCACUUUUUGAGCCAGAAACCAUCCAGAGAGAGAACGUAUUCCACUCUCGGUGCACUAUAAACACUAAGGUAUGUAGCUUGAUCAUUGAUGGGGGUUCUUGCACUAACGUGGCUAGCAAGUAUCUUGUAGAUAAGCUAGGCCUCACCAAGACUAAGCAUCCUCGACCCUACAAGCUCAAGUGGUUGAAUGAUGAAACCGAGCUCAAGAUUACUGAGAAAGUAACCGUGCCCUUUAGCAUUGGUAAGUAUACGGAUCAAGUGGUGUGUGAUGUGGUCCCUAUGCAAGCCGGGCACUUGCUCAUAGGGAGGCCAUGGCAAUUUUACAAAGAAACUCUACACAAUGGGCGCACAAAUUACUAUACCUUUACUCAUAACAACAAGAAGCAUAACCUAGCACCACUCACUCCGCAAGAAGUGCAUGACAUGCACAAGGCCAUGUCUCGAGGCUCAGAGAAGGAGAUACUAAAACUUCUUGAGGCAGGGAUAAUUUACCCAUUCUCUGACUCAAGAUGGGUGUCUCCUGUUCAUGUUGUGCCCAAGAAGGGUGGGAUCACAGUGGUGAAAAACGAUAAGGAUGAACUCAUAGCUCAAAGAACCAUAACCGGCCAUCGCAUGUGCAUUGACUAUAGGAAAUUGAAUUCUGCUUCUAGAAAAGAUCAUUUCCCUUUACCAUUCAUUGAUCAAAUGCUUGAAAGGUUAGCUAAUCAUCCUUAUUUUUGUUUUCUCGAUGGGUACUCGGGGUUCUUCCAAAUUCCCAUAGAUCCCCGGGAUCAAGAGAAAACAACAUUCACAUGCCCUUAUGGCACAUUUGCUUAUAGGAGAAUGCCUUUCGGUUUAUGUAAUGCACCGGCCACUUUUCAAAGAUGUAUGAUGCACAUUUUCUCUGACAUUAUUGAAGAGAAAGUUGAGGUGUUCAUGGAUGACUUUAGUGUCUAUGGCUCCUCCUUCUCGGAUUGUCUCUCUAAUUUGUCACAGGUCUUGGAGAGAUGUGAGCAGCACAACUUGGUGUUGAACUGGGAGAAGUGCCACUUCAUGGUGCAGGAAGGAAUAGUUCUUGGGCACAAGAUAUCUGAGAAGGGUAUUGAGGUGGAUAGAGCAAAGGUAGAAGUAAUGGUGAACCUGCAAACCCCCACUUCAGUCAAAGGGAUAAGGAGUUUCCUUGGGCAUGCAGGGUUUUACAGAAGAUUCAUCAAAGACUUCUCA